AUGAGUUCCAACACAUAUAAGGGCGGUCUGUCUGUUGGCGGCUCGGCUCUCGACAAGUCGAAGUUGCAACUGCGUCGUCCAACCCCUGAUAGCGAUGUCUUGGCGUCCAGCGACGAUGACCGAGAGCACGUGGCAGUGCCCGUUCGACAUGCACCUGGUACAUACCCCCUUGCAGUUCGUCGUCCUUCCUCUGGUUGGCUGCAGGAUAUACAGCCAAAUCGGAAGUUCUCGCUCCCUUCUGUGUCGUUUGCCGGCUCGCAGCCAACCACGCCGUCCCUCGAGCUUCCCCAGCAGUCACGGCCCAGCACUUCAUCAUUCCCCUGGAAUACCCCGAGCUUCAGCGGCUUAGUCAACAGCCGUUCGAAGAACGAGAUUGCUCCUUCCCCCACCUCUGCUUUUCCCCCCACCGACAACAAGCCCAUUCCCUCCCCCACAACUAUUGAAGGCGACGACGGCAACGGUAUUGGUUUUCUUCUAAACCAGCAAGCACCAAACCCCUUCCGCAAGGCCGUCCGAUCUCAAUCCUAUAGCAUAGGACAAGGUGACAUCGAGCACAGUCCUGUCAGCCGUUUCUCGCGCAAUCCUAACACCAGUGCCAAUCUUCGUCAUCGCCCGUCCAAACCGAGCCUUCUUGGUGAGUCUGCUGUCGGCCUCUCACAGCUGCGUGAAGACGAAGCCGACGAGAUCGAGUCGUCCAACGGCUCAGAGCACGGAGUCCGUCUGCCUGCCGGUUACUGGGAACGUGAACAGAAGCAAGCCUUACUCAAACAAGCCGCGAUGGAGAACGCACGCGCUCGCAGCCGAGCUACCUCUACUGGCUCUCCUGUCAAGCAGAUGCAACAGCAACGCCGCCAGACUACUGCCGGUCUGCGCAACACCUCAUACAACAUCGCUGGGGAGUAUGCCAUCGAAGAGCUUGACGACGCUGAGCCUCCGAUCAACCGUCCUGCCCCGGGCCUUACUCGCCGCUUCAGUGAGCACGUCGGUGUUCUGACCCGCGAUCACGAAGUCGAGAUUGUCGACAGCCCUCAGAAGCCGCAGUGGACCACAGGCAACAUCUCACCUGCUGAGAUGGAUCCCCUCGGUCGUCGCCACUCAUUCGCUCACUAUGGCAGCUACAAUUCCGCCAUGCCUCUCUCGACCUUGAGCAACACCCAGGAAGAGGAAGAAGAGUACGUGUCGCCUCGCCAGACCCCGCCAAACAAGGACGACGAGCCCUUUGACGCGUCUGCCUACUUCACCGGCUACGGCCCUGCAUCGCGCGCCAUCAACUCCUCUGCCAUCUCAGCAGCUCACCCAGACCCGGUCGUCCCUAACCCCGCCAUGUCUGCCAACCCCUACGCCGUUCCUCCGAGAAUUGGUAAUCCUACCCGCCGCUUGUUCAUUGUCACCUUCAAGUGCUCGCGUGCCGACAUCUAUUACCUUUACGAUAAUACCGGUCUCGAGAUCCGCCGUGGAGACCUUGUCAUUACCGAGGGCGAUCGCGGAUGUGAUCUGGGUCAGAUCACCCAUGCCGACUUGACCAUGGAGGAGGCUAAGAAGCUCAAGGCCGAGGCGAAUGAGGAGCACUUCCGCUGGCUCGUCAUGUUCUCGCAGUACUCCCUGGCCGGCACUCAGAACGACUCUGGUAUGUUGGGCGCGCUUGCGCGUGCUAAUGGCUUUCCCAACCCCAUGAGCCGUACUCCAGUGACUGCUUCGGGUGAGCCUGAGCCGUUCAAGCCUAAGAUGAUCAAGCGCCUUGCCCAGGCUCACGAGAUCUCUGCGCUUCGCGAGAAGGAGGGUGGAGAGGCCAAAGCCAAGCGCCUUGGAGCUCAGAAGGCUGCCGAUCACAAGCUGCCUAUGGAGAUCCUCGACGCUGAGUAUCAGGCUGAUUACCACAAGUUGACUUACUUCUACUACGCUGAGUCGUAUGUCAACUUCAACGAGCUCGUCACCGACCUAUUCAAGCAGUACAAGGUGCGCAUCUGGAUGUCGGCUGUCAAUCCCGCAUCCGUUAUCAACCCUGCUGGCGGUGCUCAAAUCCCACCCCCUUCGGCCAUCGGACCUGGUGCCAUCAUCAAGAACAGCAAUCAAAACGCCCCUCCCUCUGUUGGCCCAGGCUUUGGCAACAACACGCAUCACACUGCGCAGCAGUACGGUCAAGGUCAAGCGCGCAACCAUGGCAACUAUGGCAACUACGAUGAUGGCUUCCAUGCAUUCUCUCACCAGAUCCCUGCAUACCCCACCCAGCCGUCCUACAACAUGCAGCAGACAUGGGCUCAUGGACAGCAGAUGGGUCGCCAGCAAAUGUAUCCGGGCUACUAUCCCAACGUUACCGCGAGCGGCAGUCCCAUGAACUAUGGAGGCGGAGGCUACUAUCCACCAUCGACCUACGCUUCGUCCUAUGGGGGAGGCUAUGGGACUGCUACGACCACUGCAGGAUACGCUGCUUCGCGAAACUACACAUCCAAUACCGGUCAAUCCUUCGGUGUUCAGCAGCCCUCUCCGUAUACCUCUGGCGCGGGCUACGCCAAUGCCUAUAGCAACGCCUCAUACACCUCAGGUGCUCCUGGCGGUUACUACGGCACAUCAGGUGGACACGGUAAUGGUAACCCUGGCGCCUACAACAGUGCCAACACUGCUACUUCUGGAGGUCGCCCUACCACUGGCACUGACCCUGCCCUACUGAGUGGCAUGCAGAACAUGUCAUUUGGUAACUAG
Molecule: messenger RNA, 2700 nt
Organism: Alternaria burnsii
Lineage: Eukaryota; Fungi; Ascomycota; Dothideomycetes; Pleosporales; Pleosporaceae
Exons: 3
Coding region: 1-2700 (899 amino acids)
Cellular component (GO): cytoplasm
Source: RefSeq, a predicted model, not a curated record